AUGAUGCUGUCGUCGUCAACCGAAGAACAGUUGGAGAACGAAAGAAAGAAACGACGAAUGAGUGAGAGAAAGAGAGUAGGUAAAGAGGAAGAGGAGGUGGUGGAGCUCGAUGCGGGUGGAGCACUACGGGAGAGGCACAGGAGUAGCUUAGGAGAGGCAGGUACAGUUGUUAAACGAUAUCCCAAUCAGGGGAGAAACGAUGGAGCGAAAUGGAGUGACACCAGGUCAAACCAUCGGAUUGGCCCUUGA
Messenger RNA from Fusarium pseudograminearum CS3096, 249 nucleotides. RefSeq lists its product as uncharacterized. Lineage: Eukaryota; Fungi; Ascomycota; Sordariomycetes; Hypocreales; Nectriaceae. Bases 1 to 249 code for a protein of 82 amino acids. The transcript is spliced from 2 exons. The record is from RefSeq and is a predicted model, not a curated record.